AUGGACCUGGAUGUUAUCCAGUAUUUGGCCAAGGCCAAGAAGAAACAAGACCCUGCAGCUUUGCAGGCAGCCUUCAAUGAACUGGAAGAAAUGACAGAAGCUGACUCAGGAGGAACACUUAGCUUUGACCAACAUAUGUACAUCUCUUGUGCAGAAGUAGGGCUACAGCUGGGUUGUUUGGACAUAACAGCCGCCUGUCUCAAAAAAUUCUUUGAUGGCAACCCACCAGCUGAUCAAUAUUUGUGUCGAGCCUUCCUCUGCCAGAACCAGUUGAAGUGUACCCCACCCACAGGUACCAUGGCAGAUUUUAAAGAGGAUGUGCAGUAUUGUCUUAAAGCGAUUGACAUUUCAAAGAAAGACAAAAGAUCUCACUACAUUGUGUUCAAUGCUUCAGUGCUGUAUCUUCAGACAGUGCGUCCUCUCCUGCAACCAGGACGGUGCUGCCACCUCGUAACCUCACUCAGGCAGGUGGUCAAAAGUCUGGAAAUGGUGGCGGACAAGGAUCACAGCUGGAGAGCUGAACUCAUGAUGCACCUAAUUGAUGCUCUUUUGGAUGCUGGAAAAAUGGACGAUGCUGCAAGUUAUGCCAGAAUUACAGAGGAAUUCAUCAGAAAACACUGCCCACAUCUUUAUUCUAACGUCUUUCGUUUACAGGUGUGGCAUAAUCUGUCAAAAAGAGAGAUCAUCCUUAAAAAGAGCCGCCAGUCAACCGCCUUAACUGUCAUUUACAAACUGCUACAAUGUAAAAGGGGUUUGGGGGAAAUAAGUGAGGACGAACUAGCAAAAAAGGAUUUAAAUGAGCUUGAGGAAAUUUUUAGUCUCUUGGGAGAGUCAACAAAACCUUCUCUUCGGACACCCAUUCCACCAGCUAACAGAGUGUCCUUUCUCCUGGAGCUUGCUUUUCUGGCUUUGCAAGGCAAGAAUCAUAGAGUGGCUGACAAAUGCUUAAAAAGACUUAGGUCUGCUGGAGAGACUAGUAUCGGAGAACAAAUAAUGAUGGAGUGUAUCAACUGUGAAAUAAACCUUCGGAAGAAAGAGACGAAGAUGAAUGACUACUCCAAAUCCAGUGUGGAGGCUCGUCUGAAAGCGAUAUUAAAGCUUAAUCAGUGUCUGCAGGCUGCAGUAAGAGAGGGGGACCCUCAAGCUGUGCAAGCAGUGUGUGCCACACAGUGGAGCUUCUGUCUUCCACUGCUGCAGCACAAUCUCCGCAGACACGUUAAGACACCUCUGUCACGGGUGGCCCAAGCACUAGAAGACAUGCAGUGCAUGUUGUUCCAAGUUCGAUGUCAGGUCCACGCUGAGCUUGCAGUGACUGAAGAAGAAGAUGGGCUCCUUGAGGCCUCACUGAAUCACCUCCAGAAAGCCAUGCAGCUGGAUAAUGGCACACAAAAAGAAAGAUUGUCAUCGGCUUUCCACCUGCUACAGCUGAGACGAAACCUAUAUCAAACGCGCUCUCGGACAGAGGAUAAAGCCGCGAUGCUUAUGCAGCAGGUCAAGGACAGGAAGCCCCAACAGGAUACUGACUUCCGUCCUUUACUGCUGACUGUGGGUCAACUAUUGGCUCCUGCUGAUUUCCAGAUGUUGCUAAAUGCAGACAACAUCUCGAAAACCACUGUUGGAUGUGGACCAAUUGCUCAGCUUUCUGCUGAGGCUCAUAAUUACUAUGCAGCUGUACAGAAGUUAGAUGGAUACCUGGACCGACAAGGAGAAAAUGCUGACAACACAGAGAGAUUGAGGCUGUGGGCCACGCUUGCAAAGACAGCUAGAAAGGAGGAAGUGUGGGAUGUGUGCAGAGUGGCUUGUCGAUUCUGUUUGCUCUAUGAUGAAGCAAGAUCGAAGAUGUCCAAAUGUCACAAAUCAAAAUGCUCAGAGGAAGAGAGCUCUUCCGAAAACCUUAGCAGCUACGAAGAAAUUCAACCCUGUCCGAAGAAGUUGCGCCUUUUAGCUGAAAUAUGCUUUAUCACGGCUGAGGCUACUGCCCAAAAGCUGCAAAUGCUAGGUGUGCAGCUCAACAGCCCUGCGGUUCUCCCACAGGAUGUAGGUGUGUCUGAAGAUGAUAAACACUGGAUUAUUUACAGAGACUGGAUUCAAGAUCUAUCUGGCUAUGCCACGUCAACCUUCCUUCGAGCGGCUGAGCUUGGUACACAGAUCAGAGAACCCUGGGUUGUGGCAAAUUCAGCCAUUUACUUAUGGAACUACAACAAGCACUUGCUGGUUACUGGAGACUAUAACUGUCUCAUCCCCACCUUCCAAAGCCUGGUAGAGAUGUUCCAAAAGACCGAGUGCACUGGAAAUCACGCGCUGUUGGUGCUUCUGUGUGAUGCUGUUGCUCGAGGUUUGUACCAACAUCUAGCUGUAUUAGACAACAUGGAACAAGCCUGUCCACAAGAAAAGGGAAAAGUCAAAUCUGACAAGAUGAGCAGUGCCCCAUCUACUGUGCUCGAACCUGAUAACCUCAUUAAGGUCCAAAAAGCUUUUGAGCUGUGUAACUACGCACUUUCCAUAUCGAACUGCAACACCACCGGAGAGACAGUACCCAUUGCUGUGCAAAAGCAAGUGGUGGCCACGUGGGUGCGGAUCAAGACUCUCCAGCAGCAGCAUACUGGCUGCAAUACAGAAACGGAUGAAAAGAAUGAAGAAUACUCACCUAUGACUCGUGUGCUUAUUGCUGUGGAGAUGCUUCAGUCCUACAAAAAUGCCAGUCCCUUGGAGGGGUAUGAUCCCAGUCUUUCAACGUUAGUCAGCAUGGUGUCUAAUUGUAACUGGACUGAUGCUGUGGUGGAGUUGCAGACAUGGUGUCAACUUGCUGCAUUCUGCCACCAUGCAAAGGAGUACAGUUUGGUCCUGAGCUGCACAGAGAGAGCAAUGCAACUUGAGGAUGCAGCAUUAAAAUGCCUCAACACCACACCUUGCCUAUUGUAUGGCUUGCCUGCAGUGAAUGAGAUGCUGAGCACUGCAGCCUGUUUGAGGGGGUUGAGCUCAAUUCAUCAGUCAAUAGGAGAUAUACAUAUGUACAAGACAGCUAUGGAUAUGCUUCUGUCCAGUAUCAGGUAUGCGCUGAAGGCUGGACAUCCAGAACUAUGUUUUACAGCUGCUAGGCAUUACUGGAACAACUGCCUACCUCUAACACAUUCACCCGAGGAAAGACAUCAGCUCAAAGAGCCCUUGGAGGCAAUUCUUAAUGCCCUCCUUCAAACUCAUCCCAAACAUACAAACAAACAGGACAAAGUGAAACAACCUCAGAAAGGAGUCCCUCUUGGAAGUUCCAAACCUGAAGCACAAAAUGAAGAAGUCCUAACCCUUAGAUCAUCAAUGUACUGUCUGUUGCUUCAAAUAUACAUUGAUAGAACAGAUUUAAAUGGCGCUUUGCAGCUGUUGGAUAAUGCUGUUAGAGAUAUGCCUGGCACUAAACACCGACUACUUUUGCUGAAAUAUCGCAUACAGAUGAAGGCUCGGCUGGGGGAGAGUGUAUUGAUGGACAUGCAGACGCUACAAGGCAAGGAAGAGCAGAAUUGUUCAUUAAUGUGGCACAAAGCAGCUCUGUGUUCUUGCAAUGAAACACAGCAGAUGACCUGCUAUCAGAAAUCAGUAACAUCUCUCAUGGUAAAAAACCAAUGGCAAAAGGUCAGCUUCCUACUUGCAUUUGGAGCAUGGUUGUACUGUCACAACAUGUCUGCAGAGGAGGCUCAGCACCAGGUUCAAUGGGCCAUUGACAUUCUUCUACAUUUGGCAACAGGGCAGUCAGAAAAAUCAGAGGACGAAUCUAAGGAAAUGGAUCUAGGCUCGUCAAAAUGUGAAACUCUGGCAGUUGUUCAAGGACUGUCAUUCACACAGACUGUGUCCAGUCUGAAGGAGGUGCAACGCCUUGACAGCUUGGUGCAAGCACACACUCUGCUUGCUGUCAUGGCAGACAGAAAUUCAUCCGAGCACCAGUUUAACCUGCUCCGAGCAUACGACUUCGUACUACAAAUAUGGCAGGUGAGCAUAUCAGGGGAAAAUCCUUCUCCAACAGCGUCGACUCCCAAACCUGUCUUGGAACCUACUCUUCCACAUACUCUGGAGUAUUGGGUUAAAUACACUUGCCCUGAUCAGGUCCGCUACACGUUCAAAACAAAUUGUAGCAUGCAGUGCAUCAAUAUUCACACGAUUACUAAUCAGACCCAGAGCUUGUUUUAUCUUGAUCUGCUGGAAAAGGAGCUUAACUCACUCUCACUGAGCCACCUGACACUACCCAUUAUGCACCUUGCAGAAACAUUUGCUCAUGAUCUGUUGGAUAGGAAAAGCCUUUCUGAUUUGUAUCGACUCAGAAUAGUAAGGACCUGCUGUCAGCUUGGCAUGGAAAGUCAUUCCUCAUAUCAUGAGAGUCUCCUGAGCUUGAUGAAAAUGCAAGAACAAGAGCAAAUCAGGUGCCACAGAGCAAUCACUCUUUUACAGGAGAGAAGACGCCUCUACAAAUCGCACAAUCAGAAAACCAAUACGGAGUCACGUUUACAGAGGAGGAAUUCAUUUCGAUUGGAUAUUUGGGUUGAUAAAGCAGAUGCCUGCAUAGAGAUGGGACUGUAUCAAGGAGCCAGGCAGCUCUUGGCAGAAGCUCAAUUGGUUGCAUUGGAGUUCGAUGAUCAGACUGUGAUGCCAAGAAUCUUGCUCAGUAUGGCUACUUUAGCUUGUGAGGAACACAAUCAUGCAGAGGCCCUGUAUCUUUUGGACAAAGCUCAAGCCAUGACUGGGGACGAGCACUUCUGGUACAAGUUCACACUCACAAAGGUUGCUGCUGUGGUAGGUCAGAGACCCCAGGAUGCACAAACCAAGAUUGAUCAGAUUAUCAAGCAGGGAUGUGAGGCUUUGACAGUGGUUCUGAAGCAGCGCUUAAACAGAGUCUCAGAGAUCACAUUUUUAAUUGAAUCAUUAAAAAUGAGAGGUGCCAUUGAGUGUAUCUGUGCCAUUUCUGGCGGUGAGCCAGGAGUCACACUCUCUACUAAGGAAUUCCAGUUGUUGAAAGCUGCCUGUGAUACCCUCGGGCAGUGUGCAAGCGUUUUCACUCAACUCAACUACAGAGCCUAUGCAGCAAAGAGCCAUGAAGAAUGCACAUACGGCCUGAGGUUUCUGGCCUACGCGGCUACAGACAAAAAGGAGAAGCAGCGAUUUCUGCUAGAUGCACUUUCCCAUAUGCAGUUAUCAAUCUCAGAGCAGGAACGUGUGGUUUUGAAUGCUGAAAACCUGCUCCAACCUGAAGAGGCAAGUUCUGGAGUGAUAUUGUCUCCCAAGUGGACAUUAUUACGCCUGCGCCUCUCCCUGGCAGAUGUUUGCUUGGCAAUACUGGAGGAGCACUGUGAAGAAAUAGUCAACCGAGCCCUGACCAAGGACAAGACUAUUGCUGAGAUAGCAAUUGAGGAUUUCAUGCGAAGCAUACCUGAAACCAACUCAAUUGAACAGGAGUGGAUGAAUGUCGGCAGCACGUUGGGCCAGAUGGCGUUGGGCCAGCUAGCUGCAGUGAACACUUGUUCUCUGGAUGACUUGGAGAUGAGAGCACAUUGCCUAUGUUUGAUGGGAAAGACCCUAAGACUGCUGGCUGUGCAGGAGGAUCCUGUUUAUAUGUCUUCUCUCUGGAAAAAUGAUCUAAAGCUGCAAGGUACAUCUGAUCCCACUGCCAAAAUUACCGAAGAGGAGAAUUCUGUGAAAGAGAGGGAAAGUGUUUUAAGCAGUAAAGAGUCCAGGAUGACUUCUGCGAAAAGCACUGAGCCGCAGCAAAAAAAGCGCAAGGUUGAGCUGCUUUUGGCCCAAGCCAGCAAUGUGCUGUCUGAAACUGUUAGCUUGUGUCUUCAGCACAAUUUGUCAGCCUCCAUCCUGAGUGAUGCCUCUCUCAAUAUGCUGGAGUGUCUUGGCAAUUCACACCAUGAAUUGGCAUGUCAGUAUCUCGCCUUGUUUCAGAGUGCUUGCAUUGUUGAUGUCAUGGCUGAUGUUUUAAGUCUGGCCUGUGACGACACCAGUGUGUCUCAACUCUCAGCUCUUCUCAGCCUAUACAGGAAACUCCUUGUAUCUCAAGAGGGUAGGCCCACUAAAAUGUUGGAAGGAGUAAGACACUCCCUGAACAACAUUUCCAAGGCCUUUUCCCAACUGACCAUCAACCCCAACCACCUAAAUCUUCUUGCUGAACUUUCAUCUGACCUGAAGAUUAUUUUACUCCAGCACUCUAAGGAUGGAUCUGAACUUUACGGAGCGCUCUACAAAGUGACUGAAUCUCAAGAAAAUCAAAAAGGAAAGACACCACAAGGUUCACCAUCAUGCUCGAAAGUGGCUAAGGCUUCUGUCUGCCCGAGGGCUCUGCUGGCUCUACGCGAGCAGACACGGGCCUUUGACCAAAAGAUGAGACAUGCACUCCUGAAGGAGACCUGUUUGCAUGAUGGAAGAGUGAAAACCCCUGAAGAGGAUCAGAUUUCUCAUCCUAGGUCUGAUGAGGAAAAUGCUUUAACGCUUCACUUUAGAGAUAUUGUUCACCAAAUGGAAGAAUACCUGAAUCCACUCAUUUCUCAGUUUGACUUCAGUUUCUUGAGUUCCCCUGUCUCAUCUAAUCCAGUUUCUGAGGAGCGCCACACCAAGUGUGAAGAUAAGAAAGGAACCACUGGUGACGAGGCCCCACCACGACAACCAGGUGAAUUUGUAGUGUUGCUGGCAGACUGGAAGUUGAUGGAGUUGCCAUUGGAGGCAUUGUCAAUCCUUCAAGGAGACCUACUAAAAUCUGUAUCUCGAGAUUUCUCCCUCCAGCUUCUCUGCAGUCGUAUACCGAAAGAAGAGCCAGUGAAAGUGGAAAAGGAAACCAAAGGGGGUAAAGGCAUGAAGGGGAAAGCUAAUCAAAGCCAAGUCAUCAAAGCGGCUAUGCACAUUUUCAGUGAGAUGGAGAAACUGCUGUCCAAAUGCAGCGGGUUCUUGUAUUUGGGAGCAGAACGCUUCUUGGCUCCAAUCCCACCUGCCAAACUAGCAGCCCUCAACCUGUCAGAAUGUCACAUGGCUCUCAUUUUUGACCUGGUUCAGAGUAAUGCUUUGCACUCAUCAAACCUUGACAUGCACAAAAGGGCAGGACAACGCACCCUUGAGAAGACUUCGGAGGUUGCUCUGCUGUUGAGCUUGAAUGGUGUUACUUGUAUUGUACUAAACCAAUGGCAUAGCAGCCUUGAGCAGAACUCGGAAUACAUGACCAACUUUUUGGAUAAUUUUCUGAGCGGCAGACAGACCUCCGGGCAGAUUGUCCAUUCCCUCAGGCAAGAUGACGACACCUCGGACUCAAAUGAUUCUGACACUGUUUUGGAAGAAAGUUUUCAGCACAAAACUGAUCUGACGCCAUCCGCUUUCAACUGUGUUCUUUAUGGACUUCCUCUUGUGACCGGCACAUAA
Nerophis lumbriciformis (worm pipefish) is the source of this 7389-nucleotide messenger RNA. The record is from RefSeq and is a predicted model, not a curated record. Lineage: Eukaryota; Metazoa; Chordata; Actinopteri; Syngnathiformes; Syngnathidae.